CACUCUGCCAGAUCCUGUCUUCCUUUUGUUGUUCUGUGUUGGUGUUGAUGUUGUGCUGUGCGGGGCCGGAAUUACCGUCCAAUUCACCGCCAGUGCAUUCACACCCUCUAUCGGCAUUAGCAUUGUUAUCGCACUAAUCCAAAUAUCUGUCAAGCUUUACAGUGGAGAAGUUACUGGAGAACGAGAUUGGAAUCGUAUGUUUUGCAGGGCAAUGUGGAGGAGUAGCUGCUUGAAGAUGGCAUGCGACGGGUUGCUGCACGCUGUGCCGAAAUAAGUGCCUGUGGAGGUUGUGGAGGAGGUCAAGAUGUGCGCUGAGAUGUCAGAGCUCCCUGCAUUGGCGUGAGGAGGUUAGUAUUGGGUCAUAGGAUUAGGGGUUUAAGGUGGGAGGGUGCGUGGGUGGGUUCCUGUAUGUUGCUGAGUAACCGGGGAGGCGAUGGGGUUUUCGGUUUUUCUCCACUCCGGCGUUUUAUUGGGAGCUGAGCAAUUCAGGGCAACUGGGUCGAGCCUAUUGGGGAAGGAACUAUCUUUUCGGAAGGUGUCGUUGCGACAACCUGCUCGAGUGGAAAAGAAAUUUGUAGGUUCAGUUAUUCGAAAUGAAGUUAGUGGUGGAGAGAUGACGGAGGAGAAGAACAAGUUGCUGAGAGUGGCGUCUACCUCAAUUGGUUUGAAUGCUGUGCUUCUGAUGUCUGUGACGAAGCCUGCGCUACCAGUAGUCAGACAAAAGGACGCUCCAUCAAGUUGGUUGUCACUGCCACUCCUUGCUGUGUUGGGAGCUAUCUUUCUCAACGCAAUUGUGCAGUAUAGAGUUGUGGAGCGCUUGACACAUCUUCCUCAACUGAAGGAAAGCACAGAAAAGGGUGACAAUACGUUAAAGCACCGAGUUGUGGAAUUAGAAGAAAAUGUUCGGGAGUUCGUCACUACUGCUCGGUUACUGUCUAGACAAGUGGAAAAGCUUGGGGUGCGGUUCCGGGCAACUAAGAGGACUCUAAGAGACCCAAUGCAGGAGACUGCAGCAAUUUCUGAAAAGACAUCUCAAGUGACGAUCGCACUUGCGCAACGAGAAGAUCGGCUGGAGCAGGAGCUGCGAGAAUUGCAACACGCCCUCCUCGCAAUGCAGGAAGCUCAAGCGAAGCAGUUGGCACUCAUUUCUCUCACCCUUAAUAGGUCGCAAACCCAAUGGCAAGCUCUGGAUUCUAAGAAGCCGAAGAGUGUUAUAAAUGGAAGCAAGUCAGUUUACAAACCUUCACUUGGCGCACAUGCACAAACCCUUGGAGGUUCUGGAUCUACCCAAGCUGUAGAGAAAUCAAAGGUCUUUGAAAGAGCCAGCAACGGACCAUCUCAACCGAAUGGAGCUAAACCUGACAGCGCCUUCUCUUCGGAUGAAAGUCUUUCCAAGAUUGAUUUUUGGAAGGACGAGGUGAAGCCUUCUGUUGCGCCUCCCUCCUGUGGUAAAACUUCUACCGCUUCCUCUACUUCUAAACGAGCGGAGGGCUCAGAAAAUUCUAAUCUUGGAAUUUUUUUCAGUGGUCGGAAGAGGAGUGUUUCUACCGUCACACCAACUGAGAAGAUUGAGAAAACUGUCAAUGCAGACACGCGCGAUUCAGAGAAUGUAAUUUUUCACGAAGAUGAAGAAUCUUCUGAGUACAUGUAUGUAGAACAACCGGAUUAUGACAGCGACAGUUGGCUACGAUGACAGCCGCAGAGUCUAGUCGAAGUAAUUGUGUAUAUGAAUACAGCAGAAAAUUAACCUGUAUGGAAUCACAAGCUUGUUGGCUCCUAAAUAAUCACAACAUUUUAAAGACGUGAUGUAAAAUUUAUGACUUGGAAUUCACACCCUUCA
Molecule: messenger RNA, 1840 nt
Organism: Physcomitrium patens
Lineage: Eukaryota; Viridiplantae; Streptophyta; Bryopsida; Funariales; Funariaceae
Cellular component (GO): chloroplast envelope
Source: RefSeq, a predicted model, not a curated record